AUGAGAAUCGCAAUUACUGGUGCUCGUGGCUCUGUUGGCCGAGACGUGGUCAAGCUUUGCGCGGAUGCCGGCCACUCCACAGUGCAGAUCAACCGCACCGACACCGACUAUGACGGCACGCCCCGCUCGGAAAUGGCGACGGCGGACGUUGCCAACGACUAUGACGCCUGCCUCAAAGCAUUCAAGAACUGCGAUGCCGUCAUCCAUCUUGCGUCGAUCCCCGACCCUGUCGAUAAGCCAGAUCACAGGGUCCACAACAACAACGUCAACUCUGCAUUCAACUGCUUCCGCGCCGCGGCUGAACUAGGCAUCAAGCGAUUCUGCUAUGCUUCGUCGGUGAACGCCGUGGGACUGGCGUAUGCAAACCAGCCACUCAAAUUCGACUACUUCCCCGUUGAUGAAGACGCACCGCAGCGGCCAACAGAUUCCUAUGCGCUGGCUAAGCAGGAGGCCGAGAUCCAGGCACGCUCGUUCGCGACAUGGUUCCCUGGAAUGAAGAUCGCGUGUCUGCGUAUUCACGAGGUCGCUCCCCUCAAGGACGUGCAGAAGGAGCACCAGGAAGACUGGGAGAAUGCCGCUGUUAAGCAGUUAUGGGGUUGGGUGAACCCUCGGGCGACAGCGAGGGCGUGUCUGCUGGCCGUGGAACGGAGCGAUAACUUUGAGGGAUGUCAGGUCUUCAACAUCGUGACACCGACUACCACCCAAGACACACCCUCGGAGGAGUUGGCCAAGAAGUAUUAUCCCGGAGCUGAAAUUCGAGGCGAUAUGUCCAAGAAUCAGAGCUUUUUUGCCGUUGACAAGGCACAGAGAAUUCUUGGAUGGACUCAUGAUGAGAAGGAGUGA
This is a messenger RNA of Aspergillus viridinutans, 843 nucleotides long. RefSeq names its product NAD-dependent epimerase/dehydratase family protein. The coding region runs from base 1 to 843 and encodes 280 amino acids. The record is from RefSeq and is a predicted model, not a curated record. The transcript has a single exon. Lineage: Eukaryota; Fungi; Ascomycota; Eurotiomycetes; Eurotiales; Aspergillaceae.